UAUCUAAACUCGAUCUAGUUUCUAUAGUUUUAGCUAGCCAAACAAUCCGGCAACGCCGAUGGACUCGAAAGAUUGUCUACUCCGACUCUAAGCAUUUUGCAAUCAAUUUAGAUUUGCAUUAGCAGCGCUGCAGUCUCGAGAAGUCGGAGCCAGAGAUUUAGAGCCAAAAAUAAACCGAACCAGUUGCCGCAGCGCCGAAAAGUCAAAUGUGUAACAGCUAAAGCUCGAAGAGAGGCCCAAAGAAAGUCGAGAUCGCAGCUGAGACAGAAGACUAAAGACCAAAGACUGAAGUCUUUGUAGACUGUAGACCGAAAACUGGAGGCUGUGGACCGAAGACGGCGACUGAGAGAGUUGAAAUAUUGUAAUUGUGAGUCGGGCUUGUUUGUUAUUGUUGCCUUAGCGGUUGCUUGUUGUUUUUUCGGCUUGAUUAAUAAUUAAUCGCACUCGCACACACACACACACACACAAAAACACUCGCUUGUUUUAAUUACUCAACUUAAAUGGCGCUUUGAGCGACUUAAGCAACUGCUUUUGUGUUCGAGAGUAUAUAUGCGAUCGACUCUCACAACUACGAGCUCAAAACUAACUAACUAGCUGCUGGUUGUUUUUGUAGUUGCUGCUGGGCCGCCGAUGUUGCUGCCGUGCUGUUGCUGUUGCUGCUGUGCUGUGCUGUGCUGUUGCUGGUGUACUGUUGUUGCUGCUCGGCUCUGCUCCGUCUCCGGAUCGCUUUUGCCUGCCUGUUUGCCUUGCCUCGGCCGCUUUGGACGCUCAUUCAGUUUUUUGCGCUCAACGCUCGUUGUACGGAACCGAAAAAGCGUUCGUCCAGAGUGUGUGUGUCGCCAAAUCGAAAAGAUCGCAUUUUACAAGCCGCCUGACACGAAUCCCCAUAGUCUCUAAUCACUUUUUUUCUGCUGUUGUAAUCUUUCGCGGUUUUUGCGGCCAUUAAAUAAAGUAAAAAUAAGAGUUAUCGCUGAUAGUCGCGCCUGAAGAACAGCACAAAAACACAUCUCUCGAAGUUCUCUCGUUUCCGCGAUCGCUCAUCGUCAGCCUCUCCGAUUUGUUGAUACCGAUUCGGAAUCAAAUAAAUAUAUUCGUAUCCAACGCUUGUAUCUCGCGUGUGUGUGUGUGUGUUGGUGCGAGUGAUGUAUCUGUGUGUAUCAGAUCCAAAAGCAAAGUAGCCAAAAAUCUAAGCUUGGCCAGCGAUCAUCAUCAUCAUCAGCAACCAUGUGAAGUGCCAGUGAUUUCCAUAAGCUAAAAUCGAAAUCGCCAUAGAGAGAUAGGUCGAAGUAUCUUGUGGAUAUCUGAGUCGAACCUGUGUAUAAUGUAUGCAACGUUCGCGAACUGCCAGAAUUGGUUGUUGUUGCAGUUGCAGCCAAAGGAUUUGUGGAUUUUGGAGCGUAACUGAUCGGCGUGCAACAGGUGCACCAGAGUUGCAAGCGACCAUGCGCGCAUGGCUUCUACUCCUCGCAGUGCUGGCGACCUUUCAAACGAUCGUUCGAGUUGCUAGCACCGAGGAUAUAUCCCAGAGAUUCAUCGCCGCCAUAGCGCCCGUUGCCCACCAGCUUCCCUUGGAAGGAUCGCGAUCACGGUCAGGAUCAGGAUCAGGAUCAGUAUCUGGUGGAGCAGGAGGAUCCGGAGCAUCCGCCACCAGCACAGCAUUAGCAAAAGCAUUUAAUCCAUUUAACGAACCCUUGUCGUUCAGUGAUAGUGAUAAAAGCCAUCUGAGAAAAAACAACAACAACAACAACAAAAAACGUAGCAAAAGUGACGCGAACCGACAGUUCAACGAAGUGCAUAAACCAAGAACAGACCAAUUAGAAAAUUCCAAAAAUAAGUCUAAACAAUUAGUUAAUAAACCCAACAAAAUGGCUGUCAAGGAGCAUAAUCAAAACAAGAAGAAGCACCAUCAUCAACGCAGCCACCAACAGCCAAAGGCCACCAGCCCGGCCAGCCAGUCCACAGAAUCUCAUCAAUCGUCGAUUGAAUCAAUCUUCGUGGAGCAGGAGCGGGAGCCAACGCUGGUGCUCGACCGCGAGGUGGCCUCCAUCAAUGUGCCGGCCAAUGCCGGGGCCAUCAUCGCCGAGCAGGGCCCGUCCACCUACAGCAAGGAGGCGCUGAUCAAGGACAAGCUCAAGCCGGACCCCUCCACUCUAGUCGAGAUCGAGAAGAGCCUGCUCUCGCUGUUCAACAUGAAGCGGCCGCCCAAGAUCGACCGCUCCAAGAUCAUCAUCCCCGAGCCGAUGAAGAGGCUCUACGCCGAGAUCAUGGGCCACGAGCUCGACUCGGUCAACAUCCCCAAGCCGGGACUGCUGACCAAGUCGGCGAACACAGUGCGAAGUUUUACACACAAAGAUAGUAAAAUCGACGAUCGGUUUCCGCAUCACCACCGGUUUCGCCUGCACUUCGACGUUAAGAGCAUUCCCGCCGACGAGAAGCUGAAGGCGGCGGAGCUGCAGCUGACCCGGGACGCCCUGAGUGCGCAGGUGGUGGGCAGGACGUCGUCCGCGAAUGCCAAUCGCACCCGCUACCAGGUGCUCGUCUACGACAUCACGCGGGUGGGCGUGCGCGGUCAGCGGGAGCCGAGCUACCUGCUGCUGGACACCAAGACGGUCCGGCUGAACAGCACGGACACGGUGAGCCUCGACGUCCAGCCGGCCGUGGACCGGUGGCUGGCAAGUCCGCAGCGCAACUACGGACUCCUGGUGGAGGUGCGGACGGUGCGCUCGCUGAAGCCGGCGCCGCACCACCACGUACGGCUGCGGCGCAGCGCGGACGAGGCGCACGAGCGGUGGCAGCACAAGCAGCCGCUCCUGUUCACCUACACGGACGAUGGGCGGCACAAGGCGCGCUCCAUACGGGACGUGAGCGGGGGCGAGGGGGCGGGCGGCGGCAAGGCCGGGCGGAAUAAGCGGCAGCCAAAUCGAAGACCGUCACGGCGCAAGAACCACGAUGACACGUGCCGACGGCACUCGCUCUACGUGGACUUCUCGGACGUGGGCUGGGAUGACUGGAUUGUGGCGCCACUGGGCUAUGAUGCGUUCUACUGCCACGGGAAGUGCCCCUUCCCGCUGGCCGACCACCUCAACUCGACGAACCAUGCGGUGGUGCAGACGCUGGUCAACAACAUGAAUCCCGGCAAGGUGCCGAAGGCGUGCUGCGUGCCCACGCAACUGGACAGCGUGGCCAUGCUCUAUCUCAACGACCAAAGUACGGUGGUGCUGAAGAACUACCAGGAGAUGACCGUGGUGGGCUGUGGGUGUCGAUAGAUUCGCUGCCACCACCACCACCAUGGCGAUGGUCAUCCACCCAAGUGGAAAUCGCGAGCGAGAGAGCAUCAAAUGCUGUUUGGUUCCAAGCCGUCAAUGCUUUAAACACAACGCAAACAAAAUGGACUGAAUAUUUGAAUUUUAAGUGUAAAUCAUUAGACUUUAAUCGUAUGGAGUAACCAGCGGCAGCCACGCCCACAUCCCAUAGAGCCACGACCACCCACCGCCGACCUUGGAGCCUCUGUCAGUUUCCCCAGCCAGGCUGGGGGAAAAUCCCAGAUCAGAGUGAUUUUGAGUGAGAAGAGUCCACUGUAAAUAGCCGCCAUGCCACGCCCCCAAGAAACAGCCACCCCCCAACCACCCAUCCGUCAGAUACUUCAGAUAUUAGAUACUUUCGUAUCUGUGUGAGCUGCUGCUGCUGCUGCUGAAGAAAAAGAAGAGUAAGAGUAAGAGCGACCAAUUGAACAAAUUGUAUAAAAAUGCUAUAAUAUAUUUAACAACUUUAUCGAUGCGAACUGGUAUCUUUGUAUGUACAUGUUUGUGGAAAGGAGAACUAUUCUACUAGCCGUUUUUUUUAUGGAUAAUUUUAUAAAAGCAAUAGCAAACCAUUUGUAAAUUAACUAGCGAGAGUAUAAUCGAAUAAUGACUUGAAAUUACUUAGGAACUAUCAGACCUAAACACAUACCUAGUUGUAGUAAACUGAUAUUGCAUAUUGUAACUCUCUUGUAUAUGUACUAAAUACCUAUAUACUUUAUAUGCAAUACACACACUAGCGCACACCCUCAUCCAUAAGCACACACAAACACACACUCACACAUAUCGACGAAAGGGUAUUGAAACUUCUUUCCGAAUUCAACUAAACGUAACUGUAUAAACAAAACGUAUGCUCUAUAAAUAUAUGAAUAACUAUUUACAUCGUUAUGCGUUAUAAGCUAAGCUCGAAUAAAUCCGUAAACGUUAAUUAAUCUAGAAAUUUAAGACCUAUCGCUUAAGCUCAGCAUGUUGGAUAAAUUAAUAGAAACGAAAGAAAAAAAAAAACAAAAAACCCACAAAAAGAAACCACGAUGAAAGGAAAA
This is a messenger RNA of Drosophila rhopaloa, 4342 nucleotides long. RefSeq names its product protein decapentaplegic (gene dpp). Gene Ontology annotation, biological process: BMP signaling pathway; SMAD protein signal transduction. Gene Ontology annotation, cellular component: extracellular region. The record is from RefSeq and is a predicted model, not a curated record. Lineage: Eukaryota; Metazoa; Arthropoda; Insecta; Diptera; Drosophilidae. Gene Ontology annotation, molecular function: growth factor activity; cytokine activity.